AUGAGGGGCCAGGAUGACCGAAAAAACUGUAGCCCAACAGUUAAGAACGAAGCCAGCAUGCUACAGAUUACAAGGAAACUGAAGUGUCUGAGACGGGAAGGCCGGGUGUGUGGUGAGCGGAGCGGAGCGGGGGGAGGGGUUAGUCAGUCAGUCCGUCCCUCAGCUCAAGGCGGGGCCCGGCAGCACCCCACACCGAGCGCAGGGCUCAGGGGAGGGGGCCCGGCCUCGCCGCGCCAAGCUCGGGCCGAGCAGAGGGAGCCAGCGCGAGGCGCUGCAGUGUGUCAGGCCCCGCCUCCCCCGGGCUCGUACCAUUUGGCGGCGCUGGUAGGGGGGGUGCGUGGCAAACCCCAGCCAGAGGUUCCCUGGCUGCCGCGCGAGCGACUGGACUCCCCUGUGAUCCCCGCGCGCAGACCGCGCGGCCCCCGCCUUCCCCCGGGCUCUCGGGCCCGCGCCGGGCCUGGGGCAGCCCUGGCGGGAGGGCGCGGCGCCCGCGGCUCCCCCGCCCCGCGCGCCCGCCCGGGCCCCGCCGUUAUUCGGACGCGGAGGCCGAGACGGGCAGCGCCAAGAGCGCGGGGGACCCGGACCAUGCUGGGUAGCGGGCGGCGGCGCCCGGCGGACUCGCGCCCCGACCAGUGGGUGCUGGUUGCACCAGAGCCUGUUACUGAUCUUCCUAUGAAACCUGAUGGUGGACCUUUAUUUACAAGACUGCGUAAUCCAAGUACAGGAGAAGCUGCCCUCUACUUAUUCAAUAGCAGUGCACAGCAGCUGUUUGAAGUAAAAGCUUUUCAUGAAGAAUAUCGUUCUUGGUUUAUAGGUCAGGCUGUUCAGCAUGAUGGACGCCUAUUGUUUGCAACACCAAUGGAUCCUUUAUUUCUGGUGCUUUUCUACCUCAUAAAGGCAGAGAAAGAGCAAGGAAAAUUCCAACCACUGGAUCAAGUUGUGGUUGAUUCAGAAUUUUCUAGCUGUACGAUGUUGCUACAGUGUGCAAGAGUUAUGGACUCACUACAUCAUGUUAUAGAAGAAAAAGAAAUUGGCAAUAAGAAAUUUUAUAAAUACAGCCAAGAGAAGACAUUGAAGUGGUUAAAGAAAAAGGUCAGCCAGACAGUGAAAGUACUUAAAAGCAGCAAUGUAUGUGUGGGUGGAAGGGUGCAAUCAGCUACAUUUAUCAGCGGCAAACAAAUCACAGAUGUUAAAGAAGAUGACUAUGUACGAUAUGCCCAUGGUUUAAUAUCAGAAUAUAUUUCUGAAGAUCUGAGUGUUGAGCUAUCUAAGUACUUACAGCUUCCAGAACUUACAAGUCCAGAAGCAGACCCCCCGCUAAAGAAAAGGAAAUUCUCAGAUGCACCUGUGGAAGCAGAAGAAGACUACACUAAGUUUAACAGCAGUGAUCUCAAGAACAAAAAGACAACUAGCAAGAUGUCUGCUGCUCAGAAAGCUCUGGCCAAAGUUGACAAAACUGGAAUGAAAACCAUUUCUGCUUUCUUUAGCGCAAAACCUAAAGCAACAAAAUAAAGAUUUGAAACUAAAACAUAUUUUUGAUACAUAAUUAUUUUUGUAGUUACUAUUGUUCUAAAGCUAACUCUUUUCCUCUGUUUUUGUUGUUGGUUUAUUUAGUCUGUCAGCUAACGAGGAUUUUAAAGCAGGAUUUCUGGAUCUAGUGAGUGUGUUACAUUUCUGAGAUUUACAUGUUGUAUAAAAUCAGACUGGAGCAGCUUCUUAAGGUUUCCUUAUUAGCCCAGGUCAAAACACGUGAUGUGAGAGCUGCUUAGGGUAGGUUAUCUUUGCACCCAGAAUUCCUGCAUUGUUUUUGUUGUAAUUGCAAUAAAUAACAAAACUAAUAUAGCAUAAUAAAUUGAUGUAUGAAACAAA
This is a messenger RNA of Caretta caretta (loggerhead turtle), 1869 nucleotides long. The record is from RefSeq and is a predicted model, not a curated record. Lineage: Eukaryota; Metazoa; Chordata; Testudines; Cheloniidae.